Messenger RNA from Phasianus colchicus (ring-necked pheasant), 3929 nucleotides. It is a transcript of the gene ATE1, whose product is annotated as arginyltransferase 1. NCBI's taxonomy places the organism in Eukaryota, Metazoa, Chordata, Aves, Galliformes, Phasianidae. The record is from RefSeq and is a predicted model, not a curated record. Gene Ontology annotation, cellular component: cytoplasm. Gene Ontology annotation, biological process: protein arginylation. Gene Ontology annotation, molecular function: arginyl-tRNA--protein transferase activity.
GGGAUGCGGGACGGGGCCGGUGCCGGGAGCCGCGCCGCUGUGGGAGCGCGGCCGCCCUCACUAAAGAUGGAGGAGCUCGGCGGGGAAGCGCGGUGAAGAUGGCGGGGUUGCUCCUUCCGGCGGGCUCCGCCCCGCGCCGUGCCCGCAGCAAAGAUGGCGGCGGCGGCCGCUUCCGGGCGGCGCGGAGCGCGGUGUGAGGCGGCGGGCGGCGGGGAGCUACUCUGAGUCGGGGAACAUGGCGGCGGCCGGCAGCUCGCCGACGAUCGUCGAGUACUUCGGGGGAGAGGACGGGUACCGCUGCGGCUACUGCAAGAACGAGAGCGGCAACCUCUCCCACGGUAUGUGGGCACAUUCAAUGACAGUUCAAGAUUACCAGGACCUCAUAGAUAGAGGAUGGCGAAGGAGUGGAAAAUACGUCUACAAACCUAUCAUGAAUCAAACAUGUUGUCCUCAAUACACAAUAAGAUGCCAGGCACUGCGUUUUCAGACCUCCAAAUCUCACAAGAAAGUUCUGAAGAAAAUGUUGAAAUUCAUUUCUAAAGGAGAUGUUUCAAAAGCAGUGAGUGAAGAAGAGCCUAUGGAUUCCCAUAUAGAGGAUGCAGUCUCAUGUGAUUUUGUACAUAGAGGUGAAUCUCGUGUCAGUGAGGCUGAACUGACUCCGUUAAAUGAGGAUCACCCAGACAGAGUGGAGAAUGAAGAUGAGGACAAAGGAGAAACAAAAGAAGAGGUCAAUGUGAAGAAGGCAGAGUUGGCUUCUCUUCAGAUACAUGGAGAUAAAGAUGCAGCAGUCCCUGGAGAACCAUCACCUUCUACUAAAACUGUUCAUGCACCACCAAAGCCAGGCAAAGGGGCUGAUCUGAGCAAGCCACCGUGUCGAAAAGCAAAGGACAUACGGAAAGAAAGAAAACUGCAGAAACUCCUUCAGAACCAGAGGUGCACCCUUGAAGGCUCUCCACUUCAAGCAGAACAUCAGGCUUUACUCUUGCAAAACUCGAAGUCUACAACAAACCAACCAAAAAGCAUUGAAGACUUCAUUUUUGUCCCUUUACCUGAUGAUGCACCGCACAAAUUGGAGGUGAGGUUAGUACGUGUCUCUUUUGAGGACCCACAGUUCAAAUCAUCCUUCAACCAGUCAGCCACUUUAUUUGCCAAGUAUCAGAUGGCUAUACACAAGGACACACCUUCUGAAUGUGGCGAAAAUGAGUUCACACGAUUCCUCUGUGAUUCUCCCCUUGAGGCAGAGAAUCCACCAAAUGGACCAGAAUGUGGCUAUGGUUCUUUUCACCAGCAGUACUGGCUGGAUGGGAAGAUAAUAGCUGUGGGUGUCAUUGAUAUUCUGCCCUACUGUGUGUCCUCUGUCUAUCUGUACUACGAUCCAGACUAUUCCUUCUUAUCUUUGGGAGUCUACUCUGCAUUACGGGAAAUUGCUUUUACUAGGCAACUUCAUGAGAAAGCUCCUGAUCUCUGUUUUUAUUACAUGGGUUUCUACAUUCAUUCGUGCCCCAAAAUGCGCUACAAGGGCCAGUAUAGACCCUCUGACUUGUUGUGUCCAGAGACAUAUAUUUGGACCCCUAUUGAGCAAUGCCUCCCACUGCUCGAGCUAUCCAAAUACUCUCGUUUCAACCAGGAUGCAAAAGCAGUUGAUGAAGAUGGUAUUAAGGAACUGGGCAGAGUUAGAGUACUUCACAAGAGAACCAUAAUGCCUUACAGUGUGUAUAAGAAGAGGAGGAAGGGGCCGAGCGAUGAAGCCAGCGUUCAGCAAUAUGCAAGUUUGGUUGGACAGACAUGUUCAGAAAGAAUGUUGUUGUUUAGAAGUUGAGAAACCAUCGAAUGACGUUUUGAUGGCACAACCACCAUGGAUUGCACUGCCACUGGAUGAUGUAAUGUAGUUGUGUGUUGGUAUGCCUACUGGAGUAACAGUAUGAAGUACAGGUAUAUAACUAGGCUUGUGAAUAUACAUGGAACUGUGUUUAAAGACAACUCCAAUGAAACUUUUGACAAUACAGCAAGGCUUUAGCAAUAUAAGCUUAGAAAAACAUGCUUGCAGUACAUUUUAAUUAAACAGUUCUUGUCUUUCUUUGCAUUUUGAAUAAUCCUAAGUAAGCAAAAUGAAAAACAGGUGUUUUUUCUGCAGACAAAGGUUGGCUAAAUCUCCAUUAAUGAUAAUUAAAUCACAAGUGUUUUCAAAUAGCAGCUUGGCUAUCUGUUAUAUAAAAUUGCCAUUAAAUUUGUACUCACGUUUAUAUGUUCCUAAACUAUUGCAAGAGAAUUGAGAUGUUGUUACUUUUCAGUUGGAAACUUGAAAUAGUUUAAUUAUAUUUCAACACUGUAUUUAAAAACAGGAAGAAAUAAUUUUCACUGCACAUUCUUCAGUUGUUUAAUGUAGCAGGUUAGCAUCUGAGCUUCUACUGAGUGUGGAAUCAUAGUUGAUUGUCAGUGGCAGGAGAUGCAGCACUUUGGAAAACCUUCCCUUUCAGAGACAAAACAGAGUAGUUGCACUAUAAAUUUACCAAAGAGAUGCAACCAAGUGUCAUGGAGUUCUGUGGGGUAUUUUGUUGUUGGUUAUUUGUUUUAAGCCUUAUCCUUUAUCUAAAAAAAAGUGGAUAUUUUAAUGCACGUCACUGAUGUGAAAUAGAGUUUGGGAUAUUCAGCUUACAGCUCUUUAGUGCACAUUUCAGAACUAUGCUAAAAAUGAUGUGAGGUACCACUGCUGGUGGUUGUUGCAAUUUUUUCAGCAGAGUUGUAUGGGGAGUCUUGCAUAUCCUAUUCCUUGAUCUUUGUGACUGUUCUGUUUAUGCCACAGUGGCCCACGGGUUAUUAACAUCUUCAAUUGAACAUUUCUCUUGGAAACAGAAAGAUGUGAUAUGUUAUCAAAGCACUUUAUUACUGAUAUACUAAUGCUUUCAUUAGUAAACUGCAUCUGUAUCAAGUCAUACAGGGGAAAUAAUCUUUUUAUUCACCAACAACAUUAUAACAAUCCCAGUGUGUUGGUAAUUUGCUUAUCUUGGGUGACAGGAGCUACUAUUUACCUUGAGACAACCUGAAGUUUCCUGUUAACCUUUGAAGAAGGAGAAUCUUAUUCAAGAAUAUAUGUGUACAUGUUUCUUUUUCCCCAGAAGGAAAUCAAAUUCAACUUUAAUCUCUGAAGGUUAUGUCUUGUGUCAGUUGUGGGCUUGAUUUAAUUUUGAACCCUUGGCCAGUAUCAUUAAUCAUUGAUUUUUAUGUGAAACAGCCACAAGAAUGUAGAGAUUCAAGUGCGUUGGGGAUUUAUUUUUUUCCCACGUCAGUUUGGUCACUGCAGUAUUACAGGUGAUGAGUGCGGGUUCAUCAGUAACUUUAAAAUGUGUUAAUUGCUGUGUAUUGUAUCAAUCUACUGCCACUUUGCAACAGAACUGGUUAUUUCUGCCAGCCUUGUAGCUGGAUGUACGUGCGUUAUCUGGAACAGCGAGGUUUGUGUGCUGUACAACCUGUGUCUGCCCACAUCUCACCUAAGCCUACUGCUACAAGACCACUAACUGCUAUUUAUGGCUGUUAUAAGGAGUUGUUUGCUGUGGGGGAAAUACCUCUUACCACUUGGUGAAACGUUGGAAUAGUGUAACAUUUUCUGCCUAUCCUGUGUGUUGAAAUGUGGUGAUGCCCAUAGAGCUUAAAAACAAAAUGGAAACCUUUUUGUGUGAUAUAAAAUCAGUCAAAAGGCACAAAGAAAAAUCCACUAUGACUUUCAAAAUAUUAAAGGUAAUAAAACUCAUUUACUGAAGGACUUGCUGAACCUGGAAGUUCUUUACAGAGAGAGUGGUGAGGUGCUGGAACAGCUGCCCAGGGAGGUUGUGGAUGGCCUGUCCCUAGUGGUGUUCAAGUCCAGGUUGGAUGGGGCCCUGGGCAGCCUGGUCUGGUAUUAAGCCUGGUCUAGUAUUAGAUAUGGAGGUUGG